AUGUAUAAAAGAAUUAACGACAGGUUAAUGCUUUUGUAUAUAGCUUUAAUAGUAUUGGCUUUAGUUGGAUAGGGGAAUUGCUUUUCUUUACAAGAGCCUACUUAAUUUUUAAAAUAAAAAUUAGAUUCAAAAAUAGAUAUAAAUCCUUAUUUCCUUGAUAUAUUCGAGAAAUAGCAAUAAAAUAAUGAAUAUAUUUGCUCAUACAAGGAAGGACCUUACUGCUCUUUACUUUCUAAUGCCACUCAUGAUAUUGUUGAAGAUAACUUUUACUCUAAAAAUAUGAGAAACUUCUUAAAAUAAUAGAUGUAUGAAUUACACAGAUAAAUUGAAAGUUUUCAGAUAAAAUAAACGAAUUUUCUACCUUCUUAAUAUUAUUUAGAUAAGAGCAGAGCUCUUUUAGAUGAAGAAUUAUUCUAUAAACCUGUAGAAAAAGAUUUCCCAUACAAAUUGCUAGCUGAUUUUAAUAUACUUGAGGCAAUUGAAUCUCAAUAAAAUUAAGAGUUGAAAGCAUUUUAUACAAUUAAUCUUAAUUCAGGACAACAAAUCGUAUCUACUACGAGAUAGCAAAGUAGCGAAUAUCUGUAGCUUUAAUUCACUGAUUUCUACUUCUUUUAUCCGAAAAAGUAAACAGCAAAUACUUAAACUUAAUAUUUAGAUAGAUUGGAUUAGUUAAUUUCUGUCCCAAGCGAUGCAUAUAUUUUAACAAACGAAAAACCUGGAAAGAUAGAAUUUAACUUAAAAGUUAAAAUAAUUAGCUUUUACGCUAAAAUAAACCCUGCUUAUACAAAAUAUGAGAAACUUACAGCUUAAAUGAAAGGUUAUGACUUUAUUAAGAAAGAGAAUUUUUCAGUCACUUUGUCAGCACUUCAGAACUAGUUUAAGUUAUAUAAAGUAGAAGCUAAUCAUAAAGUUAACUCUAUCAGCUUCUCGCCUUAUGUUAUAAUAGAUAAUAUUGUAGUACACAUUGACAAAUCUGAUGUAGCUGAUGCAAAUAAAUAUCCAGCAAUCGACGUAAAUAAUAGUUCAAGAGAAAUGAAAGAUAUAAUUGAGUCUUUUGAUAAGGAAAUAUUUGUUUAUACUAAUUAGAAGUCCUCAAGCAAAGGGCUUUCAAAUGAUCAUCAGUUAAAAAAAGGAGUUAGACUAACAAGAGAAGAAAGAAAAAAGUAGUAAAAAGAAACUAUUUAAAAAAUAAAGGAAUAGAUUCCUAAUUAAAUAUAAGAAAAAUUAUAUAAAUAAGUUGAGUAAUAGCCGCUUUUUGAUGAAAGAAAAAUAAUAGAUGAAUUGCAACAAAUUUUAAAAAAAUAUACAGAUGCUUAAGAUGUUUUAACAAAAUAAAAGAUUAAUAAUAAGCAAAAGUAAAAAAAACAAGAUGAAGAAAAUACAAUUAAUGAGUUGAGUGAAAGCAAUUAAAAUCAAUUUGAUCAGUAAGCAGAAAAAAGUGAUUUAGAUAAGGCUAAUAAAUAAAAUCAAUCUGAUCAAAAAUCAGGAAAACAAUUUAAUGAAAAGUCAAAGUAAUAAAAAGCAACAAAAAAUAAAGAUUAAUCUAGUACAGAAUCAAAUAAUUAGAAGUAAACAAAUGGAAAUAAAUAUGAUAAAAAGUUAUUAAACAACUUUAGCGAGGAAUUACUUGAUUUAUAUUACGAUGCAAAUUUGAAAGUUUAUGAAGGUUUGAGAACUAAGUAACCUUCUGUUUUUGGAAAACUCAGUAACUAAUAAAUAGAAUAAAAAAUUCAAGGCGGAUAAUAUAAUGAUCUAUUACUUGAAGUGAUUGAAGAAAGUUUGCCUAACAUAGAAAAUGAAGUAAAUAGUAAAUUAUCAAAUAUGAAGUAAACUGAAUAAGAUAAAAAACAAGAAAAUGAUACAUUUGAAACAAUUUAGAAAAUGUAUGAUAGUUUCAGAAAAAAAUAACCUUCUGUUUUUGGAUAACUUAGUGACGAGUAAAUCCAAUAAAAACUUGAAGAAGGAGGAUAUGAAGAACUAAUACUUGACCACAUUAAGGAAGGUUUGGAUGACAUUUUAUUUAGUAAAUAAAUAGAUAAUAGUAGUUCUUCUUCUUAAAAAAUCCAAGAUGAUAAAAGCGAAAAAAAUUAUUUCAAGGAAGCACUUGAUAUAGUUUAAGAAAGUACUUAGAAAAUAUAUGAUAGCUUAAGAAAAAAAUAACCUUCUGUUUUUGGUAAACUUACUAACAAGUAAAUCGAUUAAAAAAUUUUAGAAGGAGGAUAUGAUGAACUAUUAAGAGAAAUAGUUCAAGAAAAUUAAGAACAAUUAGAUACAAAAACACUACUAAUUAUUUUCUCUUAUUAAAAUUAAAAGUAUUUCAAGGAAUCAGUUGAUAAAUUUUAAGAAAGUGCUUCGAAAAUAUAUGAUAACUUGAGAAAAAAAGAUCCUUCUGUUUUUGGAAAACUUACUAACUUGUAAAUAGUUUAAAAAAUGAAAGAAGGAGGAUAUGAUGAACUAUUAAGAGAAAUAGCUAAAGAAAAUUUGCAAGAUAUUGCAAAUGAAGAAUCAAAUAAAGCAGCUAAUAAGUAAAAGCGAACAGCUGCUUAAGACAGUUCUACUUCUUAAAAAAUACAAGAUGAUCAAAGUGAAAAAAAUGUAAAAUAAUCUCAAAAAUAAAAUAAUAUGAAGUAAACUUAAAAAGAUAAAGAACAAGAAAAAGAUUUAUUCAAUGGUUUAUAUAAUUUGAUUGAAGAAAAUACUUAGAAAAUAUAUGAUAGCUUUAGAAAAAAAUUACCUUCUGUUUUUGGAGAACUUAGUAACUUGUAAAUCGAAAAAAAAAUUUAUGAAGGAGGAUAUGAGGAACUAUUACGAGAAACAACUAAAGAAAUUUUGCAAGAACUUGAAGAUUAAGUAGCUAAUAUGUAAAAGCGAACAUCUGCUUAACAAAGGGCUUCUUCAUAAAAAUUACGAGAUGAUCAAAGCAAACAAAAUUUAAAAUAAUCUCAAAAAGAAAAUAAUAUGAAGUAAACUUAAAAAGAUAAAGAACAAGAAAAUUUUACCAAGGAUAUAUUUGAUAUAGUUUAAUCAAGAUAUUUGUAAGUGUAUGAUGCUUUGAGAAAAAAAAAACCUUCAGUAUUUGGAAAUCUUAGUAAUAUGUAAAUCUAAUAAAAACUUUAAGAAGAACAAUAUAAGGAAUUAUUAAAUGAAGUUUUUGAUGAAACUUACCGUGAAAAUCAAAAUAAAGAAUAAAAUAAAUUAUCUAAUAAGUAAAAGUGA
Molecule: messenger RNA, 3216 nt
Organism: Tetrahymena thermophila SB210
Lineage: Eukaryota; Ciliophora; Oligohymenophorea; Hymenostomatida; Tetrahymenidae
Exons: 8
Source: RefSeq, a predicted model, not a curated record